Papilio polytes (common Mormon) is the source of this 979-nucleotide messenger RNA. RefSeq lists its product as uncharacterized. The transcript has a single exon. Lineage: Eukaryota; Metazoa; Arthropoda; Insecta; Lepidoptera; Papilionidae. Bases 79 to 459 code for a protein of 126 amino acids. The record is from RefSeq and is a predicted model, not a curated record.
UGAAAAUGUCAAGUAAACGUCAAACUUAGUGAAUGAUUCAUUGUAUUUUGGAUUCAAUAUAAUAAAAUUGAAGUGAAAAUGUUUUCUUCUUUGUUUGGUAAAAGGAGAUCUUCUCCAGUAAAAGAUGAAGCGCCUCCUAUACCAGGACCUAGAACUGAUGAUGGAUUUGUGAUUGUCGAUCCAUCAUCUCCAAGAAACAGUGUGUACCCCAAUAUAAACGACGUUCGACAAGUAAAAAGACCUGCUCCGCCAGCGCCCGUUCCCAAAGCAAAUGACCAGACCUUCCAUUACCUCCAAGGUGUGCCUUUUAUGCUGUCCCGGGAAUUACAAAUGUCCAAAAACAAAGAUGCCUUUGCUACAGAAAUCGGGGACCUGCUUGCAUUUUUAACUAGCAAAAUCAACAUGAGUGGUUACGAAUACGAUUUCACAGUUGAAAAGAGUGUUUUAAAAGAGUGUUAAAUGUGCCAUAUAUAUUUCUAUCAACCUGUUGGUUUGUGGAACUAUGUUUUGAUGGCAGAUUUGUCUCAAAUUGUAAAUAAUUGCACUAACAGUUCAUUUAAAUUUUAGGUAUUUAAAUACUGUUUUAAAAUUUGCAAAUAUCCAUUUUAGUAUGUUAAACCGGCCAAGUUAUUAAAAAUGGAAAACAUCAAUUAAUCAAAUAAGUUGAGUAUUCUUAGAAUAAAUUAUUUCUUGAAACAAUAUUUUCAUCAUCUCCAAGGCCUUUCCCAUGCACUUAUGGGCUGUGCACAAGGUUUUCUAAACCUUAUGUUAUCGCUUAUUUUUUCGGCCAGCUGCCUGUCUGUUGCCUACACUACUUGAGAUAAAUAAUACAAAAUCAUCUUGUUUUAGUAUUAACUGAUGUUAGUGAAGUAGUUCAAAAUUAUGCACUCAAACUAUAUUUGUGUUACAUUUUAUACUAACUAAAUGUAUGUAAUUGUGAUGUGUAAAUAAAUAAUUAAGAAUGUACUAUAUUAAUUGU